GAGGUCACGAUGGCCCACUUUGCUCCCGUCUUAUCAAGCGACGACACUAAUGUUCUGGUACCUGAAUUUCCCCAAAUGCAGCUCCCGGGGGGAGGAGGCGCAUUCGGUGUGUUAUUAAAAUUUGCCCGUCAGGUCUAUUGGAUAACAAAACAUUUUCUUACUCACCGGGCAGUUCCUUCGCAUCCGCUGCAUGCUCUUUCGGGAUCCGGCCUUCGACCUCACGGACAUCUGUGACAUGCAAUUAAUCGCAAUCCCCCCCUUAGCCCCCUUGGCAUGCUGGCGUGGGGUUCUUACAGUCCAUGCUUGCAAGCUCUGGUUUCCACUGUUUGACGGUGUCGAUUGUCCGCCGUCCGUGAGAUGUGGCAAGGAUCAAAGCCGGGUCGAUGCCAUGGUCUCUUCCAAACCUACACGGGAAUGAGAAUUCUUCCUUCGUCUGGUGGUCUGACUUUUUACUGGGAGGGGAGGUGUUUACUGUUUCCAGUGUGCGAUAACCGCAGGCGUAGAAUCGAUCAGGGUACCUAGUGUUCACAUGGCAAAUCAGUCACGAACUUUACAACGUACCCUGGGCGCCUCCUCUUACAGACUGGGCUUACCGUCCAAAUCGAACAAGAUAGCUGCAUACUUCUUCGUAACCGGGGCAGCUUUCGAGAGGUGGUUGGUAGUCAUACUGUCUUUGCUGUUCUUAGCCUCUAGCUUUGGGAUUGGAAUGAAGCGUAAAAUGGAGUAAAGCUUGUCUGUGCACUCAACAGCGAAAGCUCGAAGAGGGGGAAAAGAGGAACUGGUUAAGGAAUGGAAGGCUCGGACACGCCCUGAUCGUGUCGGAGUCCUUCAAGGCAGCUCUUCCUCACUGUGCACCGCCCAAUCUUCUUGUGCCUAAUGAAGCAAUCGAUGCGCUGGACUAACCGAGUCGGGAAAUAUAAAUGCGUAGUUACAUUUUCUUGGUCUGAUCUUUU
Molecule: messenger RNA, 953 nt
Organism: Tuber aestivum (summer truffle)
Lineage: Eukaryota; Fungi; Ascomycota; Pezizomycetes; Pezizales; Tuberaceae
Source: the annotation of a GenBank genome assembly